AUGACUUUUCAAAAAAAAUAAAAAUAAAAAAUAAAAAAUUGUACUAAAACACAAAACGUCAAAAAAGACGUUUUGUGCAUUUCAAGUACAAAAUACAGAAAAAUUGAAAACACGCGAAAAAACCCCUUUUCCAUUAUAGCACGUGAGAGCAUAGAACCAACCAAGACCCGCUACCUUCUUCCUCAACAAUCGACCAUCACCCGCCACCUAGAACACUAGAUUUCACAACCAUUCAAACCCCCUCACCUUCCUUUUCAACCUCGUGUCACCACCUGGCCACGGAGUUGCCCAAAACAACCCCAAUCACCACCCAAAACCGUGCUACCAGUCACAAUUUUCACCAUAUUUCCACCACCGUCGGCCAGCAUUUUGAGCGCGGAUCAUCACUCCACUCCUCUCAACCAGGCGCAUCUAGUAGCACCAUAGGUCACCUGCAAUUUUGUCUAGAUGUUGAGAAGAAGUUUUUGCAUCUAUGUUAGCAAAAAGAGGAGUCUGCAAACUGAGCAAAUUUAAGUUCAUUGAUGAGCUAAAUUCACAAAUUGAGCAGAUCCAUGCUUUGCAGCUAAAAUUGUCUACCGAGAUGAAGGAAGAGGGUUAUGUGCCAGAGACCAUUGUAGUACUCUAUGAUCUCAAUAGCGAGGAGAAAGAACGAAUAGUAUUGGGCCAUAGUGAAAAGCUAGCAGUUGCAUUUGGGCUAAUAAAUUGCAGCAAAGGGGAAACUAUCAGAAUAACCAAGAAUCUGAGAUUAUGUGAGACUCUCAUUCUUUCACCGAAUUCAUUUCCAAGCUUGUGAGUAUGGAUAUUUUGGUUCGAGAUAUGUAACUUUCACCACUUCAGAAACAGGGAAUGCUCGUGGGGAUUAUUGGUAACUGAUGUGCAGAAUUUCAAUCUAGUCUUUGCUUAUCAUAAUGGUCAUCUAAGGGAUUCUCCAAGAGCUGUUAAGCACUUCAUACACGUACAGGUUAGGUAAGAUAUUCAGCCAUUUCACAUAUACGACCUCCAAAAGUGUUUAUGCAUUGAGGUUUUUACUUUUGAAAUUUUAGAGACGAGCAUGCCCUUGAUCUAGUAAUACAAAUGUUUACAAAAAGUACUAAUUAAAGAGCGCAAAAUAUAUAUUUACAACUUAGUUCAGCUGCAUACAAUAAAUUGAACUGAUAGGAAUUUCUCUUCAUCUGAUUUAUCAUCUAUCUCCAAUGUAUUAAUAUAAUUGUAUGCUGAAGCUUGGAAAAGAAUCCUCAAGCAAUCUGCCUACUUUGU
This is a messenger RNA of Olea europaea var. sylvestris, 1257 nucleotides long. RefSeq names its product pentatricopeptide repeat-containing protein At3g46790, chloroplastic-like. Gene Ontology annotation, molecular function: zinc ion binding. The transcript is spliced from 2 exons. Lineage: Eukaryota; Viridiplantae; Streptophyta; Magnoliopsida; Lamiales; Oleaceae. Bases 473 to 793 code for a protein of 106 amino acids. The record is from RefSeq and is a predicted model, not a curated record.